Messenger RNA from Folsomia candida, 1164 nucleotides. RefSeq names its product vesicle transport protein USE1 (gene Use1). The transcript has 6 exons. Gene Ontology annotation, biological process: retrograde vesicle-mediated transport, Golgi to endoplasmic reticulum. Gene Ontology annotation, molecular function: SNAP receptor activity. The record is from RefSeq and is a predicted model, not a curated record. Bases 184 to 1002 code for a protein of 272 amino acids. NCBI's taxonomy places the organism in Eukaryota, Metazoa, Arthropoda, Collembola, Entomobryomorpha, Isotomidae. Gene Ontology annotation, cellular component: endoplasmic reticulum; SNARE complex.
AAUUCGGAAUUCACAACUCUCUUUAUAAGAGAAAGUGAGAUCAGAAAGAAAGCAGGCAGCUGAUAAACAAGAAUUUUAUCUAUUAAAUUAAUUUCUUAUCCAACUAAGUGUUAUCGUUAUGUGAUAUCGUCUUGAAAGAAAAUUUCUACAAUCCGUCCUGGUAAAAGUUCUGGUAACGACGAAAUGGCACCCCUUCGUCCCGUGGGUGGUGCUGACAAGGAGAAAGAUUUCACCAAGCAGCAACGCAACAGGUCACGAGUCGAAACCAACUUAAUUCGUCUCUUGUCUCGCUGCGAGGAUAUGGCGAUGGACACGGAAACACUUCAGGACGAUUGGAGACUAGACAAAUACGUUGAGGCUUUAGAACUCAUGCUGCGGGAGUUGAAGACGGGUCCAAAUCUCCCUGAAAAGGACACCCUUUUAGAGUAUGGCAGAAAAAUAGAAUUCAUCAAGGAAGUGCUCCACACAGCUAAAAUGCCAAACGUUGCGGAGAAAGCAAUCGCAUCUCAAUUAAUCAGUCCCGGGCCCCACUUUUCUUCGGAACUGGAUCACAACCGCAGCAUGGAAAUUAAACAUCGUCACAUAACAAAGUAUUCGGAAGAUUUACGUCGAGAACUUAUGGGAACUCCGACGUCCUCCUCGCCUUCUUCGACAACGAAUACAACUAAAGGGAAGCCUGAAGAUAUCGAUGAGCUAUUAAAAUAUCAUCACACUAUGCAAGAGAAAAUUGCGGAGCACAUGAUAGAGUUGACCAGAAGUAUCAAAGAACAGGCCAUGACUGCAGGAAAUAUUAUUAAGAGUGAUACCGAGGUUUUGGAAAAGUCAGCAAAGUUGAUGGAAACCAACACUGGUUCACUAAAGGUGGAAGCCGAUAAAGUAGAAAUGUAUAACAAGAGUGCGUGUAAAUGUUGGGUGUGGGUCCUACUUUUUAUAGUUUGUUCCGUAUUCGUCGGAAUGGUGCUGUUCAUGAGACUAUUUAAAAAGAGAAUACCCACGUCUUGAACAUGAGACGCAUAUACGACGUUCAAUUAACUUGACUGUGAUUUUAAUAUAUAUUACAGUUAGUUAAUAAUUUUAAAUUGCAAACAAACCUAAUUUUCAAGAUAAUUGUAAAAGAAAAAAUCCAUGUUGAAUGGGCAAUAUUAAUAUUAAAUAAGAAACUAC